GAUACGUGACACGUAGAAGCAGCAUUGUGUUCAGACUAUCAUAGUAGAAGUGUGCUUUUAAACGACGGCUUUCCGACUUGUUUUAUGAGUGCAUACAUGUUAUUCUACCCCUACUCGCACACAGGCAUGUUUAGUGGGAGUAUUAUGAAGCCACAGUGGCGCGUGUUGCUUGUUUAGCCUCAUAGCUAAGCUAAGCUACCUAGCCAACAUUAGGACUAGCGAACACGGACGCGUUUUUGUUUGUGUUUACUUUUUUCAAGAUGUACACUUUAUUAUCUGGAUUAUAUAAGUACAUGUUCCAGAAGGAUGAAUACUGCGUUUUGAUCCUGGGACUGGAUAACGCCGGAAAAACGACUUUCCUGGAACAGACCAAAACAAAGUUUAGUAAGAAUUACAAGGGGAUGACUUUAUCCAAGAUCACCACUACAGUUGGCCUGAACAUUGGCACAAUUGAUGUUGGCAAGGCUCGUCUAAUGUUCUGGGAUUUGGGAGGUCAGGAGGAGCUGCAGUCUCUGUGGGAUAAAUACUACGCUGAAUCCCAUGGAGUCAUCUAUGUGAUAGAUUCAACUGAUGAAGAGCGUCUGUCAGAAUCAAAGGAUGCCUUUGAGAAAAUGAUCAGCAGUGAGGCACUGGAAGGCGUUCCGCUCCUCGUGCUGGCUAAUAAGCAAGAUGUACCGAACUGUUUGUCGGUGCCCGACAUUAAAACAACCUUCAGUGACUGUGCUCCAAAGAUUGGCAAGAGAGACUGUUUAGUCCAGCCUUGCACUGCUCUCACAGGGGACGGCGUGAAUGAAGGCAUUGAGUGGAUGGUGAAGUGUGUGGUCAGAAACAUUCACCGGCCACCGAGACAGAAGGACAUCACAUAAGAUGUUUGUCAUCUUUCCACUGUGAUUUUGGACGAGUUUCUCCUUGAGGACAUUCCAUAUGUUAAGCCCUGGAGCUGAUAACUCUCACCUUGUGUUUCCUGUGACUCUUUGGAUUUCUGCUUUUUGGACUUCAUCAUAAUGUUUUUAUCAACAAACAUAGAUUCAGAUGUACUGUGAGCAGACGUCUGCCUGUUUGUGCCUACACUUUUUGAAGGUGUGUCGUUUACUUUUGCUGGGAUCAGUGCUGCAGCGUCUAUAUGGAGCACUUUGAGUGCACAGGAACACUGACGCAUUAAAUAUACAAGCAUUGAUGGGCGCUAUUUUUUCACACUAUCAGAUUCAAUAAACAAUGAUCCGUGUUUUUUUGAUGAACUUAACGAUACUGCAGUAUUCCAUCAUUAGAACCUUUAACAUAUAAACAGUUUACAUUUAGCUAGGUUGGUCUCUCUUUUUUGUCAUUAGGCAUAAGACAGGAAUUAUUAGUUAUUGAUCCGUGCUGUCCUUACACAAUUUUCAGCAUUUGGAAAGAGUCACUGUAAAGUUAGCAUCCACUUCUGACAUUAGGAAUUUAGGAAUUGGCUUUUUAUGAACAAUUCCUAAUCCUCCGCUGGUGAUGUGCCUGUAUCACAGUUAAAAACAGAGCUGUACUAUACUAGUAUUGCCCAGUUGGUUCCCACAGGUAAACUUUGAAAUAUCAUUAGCUGUAACCUUAGUCUUUCAUCCUGUGGUUCAAUUCCAGCUGUUUCAAUUUCAGAGUUAUUUGUUGCAACUAACUUGACCAAUAGAGAUAAUAAUGAGUCAAAUAAGUGCACAAACCAAUCCUACACAACCACAAAUAUGAAUCUUUUGCAAACACUAUUGCUCUUCCAGUACAAAUGUGUAUCGAUGUAGUCAGUUUGAUAAAGAGAAUUACAUGAAUGAUAAACUCUUCACAGUUACCACAUCACGGCCCAGUUGUCAAAUGACGGAAGAGUUUGGACAGACAUUUCUUUGGGAAUAAUGUUCCUGCUGAAGACUUUCAAAGACUUCGAGAAGCUGACCACGCACUUCUCUGUGCUGUUUGUUCUUCUGGUCCCUGCUUUAUGUGUUGAUUUCAUACCAUAACUAUCAUUUAUUUAAGUUAGACAAACAUGUUCAAAUUGUUCAGGUGCCACUUUAACUGUGAUCAUGGGAUUUUUAAAUCUUUGCAUGCAUUAUUUUUUUUUAUCACUAUGCAUUUAGAUUCCCAUGACUAUUAAAAAGAAGAAUUCUUGAUGAAUAAAUGGGGACAAAGAACUUUUGAUUUUUCCAGUCUGUAAAUUUAAAAUCCCAGUAAUGUGAGCAUAAAAUUAAUUUGGUCUAACUCUUGAAAGAAGAAAAAAAUACUUUUCUAAUAGUUUCUUAUACAUGGAUGUGGUUUAGCUCUAGCACCAAAGGAUCAAACAUCAGUUUGCAGGAAUACUGUAAAUGAUUUAAUAAAUCGAUAUGAAGUGG
Messenger RNA from Maylandia zebra (zebra mbuna), 2339 nucleotides. RefSeq names its product ADP-ribosylation factor related protein 1 (gene arfrp1). Gene Ontology annotation, cellular component: Golgi apparatus. Lineage: Eukaryota; Metazoa; Chordata; Actinopteri; Cichliformes; Cichlidae. Gene Ontology annotation, molecular function: GTP binding; GTPase activity. Gene Ontology annotation, biological process: intracellular protein transport; Golgi to plasma membrane protein transport; protein localization to Golgi apparatus. The record is from RefSeq and is a predicted model, not a curated record.